Papaver somniferum (opium poppy) is the source of this 699-nucleotide messenger RNA. RefSeq names its product receptor-like cytoplasmic kinase 185. Gene Ontology annotation, biological process: protein phosphorylation. The record is from RefSeq and is a predicted model, not a curated record. Lineage: Eukaryota; Viridiplantae; Streptophyta; Magnoliopsida; Ranunculales; Papaveraceae. Gene Ontology annotation, molecular function: protein kinase activity; ATP binding. The transcript has 5 exons. The coding region runs from base 1 to 699 and encodes 232 amino acids.
AUGUAUCAAAAUGUUUUUUCAGAUCUUCCGCGCAAUAAGAAGAAGCCUCUGGACUGGAAUACAAGGAUGAAAAUUGCAGCUGGUGCAGCUAAAGGACUAAAGUACUUGCACGAAAUAUCAAAUCCUCUUGCAGUUCAUGGGAAUAUCAAACCCUCCAACAUUCUCAUAGGCGAAGGAUAUGAACCCAAGCUGUCAGAUUUCCUCGUGCUCAAAGAAUGCAUUCCAGAACAUGAUGAGUCUAGCUAUGCAAGUUUCGGCUUAGUCUUGCUUGAACUGAUUUCAGGGCGCAUAGCCGAGAUGGAGCCUAGUCUCGUUGAAUGGGGAAAACAUAAAUUGGUGUUCGGUAAGGAAUUCACCGCAGUGGCUGAUCCGCUACUGAAUUGCCAUUAUCCAGAGCAAGGCUUGUACCAAGCUCUUUCUCUUGCAGCUGAGUGUUUACAACUUGAAGAUGCCAGUCGGCCUCGUAUAGGACAUGUUGUUAAUGUUCUAUCAAAUUUAGCUUCAGAAAUAUACGACCCAAAUGCUAUCCAAAUUAACCGAGCAGGCACAUUGGCAAUUGGCAGCGAUGAGAAGGAAAAACUAGGAGAGCUAUGGCAGCAUGUCUGUUUGUUUGGUUUACAAGAAUUUUUGCAUGAUCAAAUUCCUGAUAGGAAUUGCAUGUUUGGCAUUCAGAAGGACUUAGCGUGUCGGGUGAGUUGA